CGCCAAUUUCUCCGGCAUCCAGUACACGCAGACAUGAAUCUAACUCUUGCACUGUCCUGCAUGAUCGCGGUCAUGUGGUUGUUCUGCGGAAGAUGUAAAGCAGCCCCUGGAUUAAUCACUGGAAUCCAUCGCAAUUUAGGAAAGCAUCCACAUAUUCGCGGAUACGCUGUAGAAGGCCUCGUGAAGGACCUUGUAGAGGAUCUCGUUGGCGAGGACGAGGAUAGUCUACGACUUAGCAAGCGCCAGCAGCUGGACGAUUAUGGUCAUAUGAGAUUCGGCAAACGGUUCAACGGGGACGACGAGGAAUAUGGGCAUUCGCGACUUGGCAGAAAUAUCGAAGGAUAAGGCAACCGAUAAUCACUGCUUGUAAUGGUGCGAUAACUCGUCUGACAACUGACCAUGGGAUCCAAAAGGAUGUCUGCCAAUUUUACUAUUUUUUCCUCGUAAUCCUUCCUUAAAAAAAUGUUGAAUUAUGAAUGAAUGUAUUAAAACUUGAUGAAAGAAAUUAGCUGAAUAAGCUAAAAAUUAUAAUUAAAAUAA
This is a messenger RNA of Acromyrmex echinatior (Panamanian leafcutter ant), 540 nucleotides long. RefSeq names its product Drosulfakinin (gene Dsk). Lineage: Eukaryota; Metazoa; Arthropoda; Insecta; Hymenoptera; Formicidae. The record is from RefSeq and is a predicted model, not a curated record.